Messenger RNA from Teleopsis dalmanni, 1232 nucleotides. RefSeq lists its product as uncharacterized. The record is from RefSeq and is a predicted model, not a curated record. Lineage: Eukaryota; Metazoa; Arthropoda; Insecta; Diptera; Diopsidae. Bases 321 to 1187 code for a protein of 288 amino acids. The transcript is spliced from 4 exons. Gene Ontology annotation, molecular function: zinc ion binding.
UACACAUAGGAUGAUAUGUAAGAAUUAUUUAAGUUUUAAUUUUGAAAGUAAAUGCAUGAAAAGUGUUAUAUCAUUUCUUACAAACAUUGAAUAACACAACUUGAAUAGCACAACUGAUCACUUUUCUCUGAGUACUUACAGCACUCGCAAGUAAUUUGACAUUUCAAGAAUCUUUCAAAAAUUUUAUUCUGGAUACAAACCAUUUUUCGUAACGUGCUCCAAUAACACAUUAACAAGAGAUUAAUAAGCCAAAAACCCUUAAAAAAAUUUACUCAUCUUCCAACUUGUUUUUAGGCAAUAAUACCAUUAAGUAGUUUAACAUGUCUAAUAAGUGUCGUUUCUGCUUAACCAGCGUUGGGACUGGUGAGGAAUUCGUCAAACCUUGCCAAUGCCGUGGUAAAUUCAAACUGGCGCACAAAUUGUGUUUGGCGAAAUGGUUUAUCGAUGACGUAGAUGGAAAACUUAGGCAAGAAAAGAAAUGCGAAAAUUGUAAAGUGAACAUAAUUUUAAGUAACCCAGAAAAGCUGUAUAACGCGUUUAAGAUGAACCAUGUUUCUGGCUUAAGAUUUUGUGUAAUCAUUCUUCGUGUGGUCUUAUUAUUAUACAAUUAUGUGUUGAAGAAGAAUAAGAAUCUUUUGGAAGCGAACCUGGAUCGUCCAUCGGAUAUUGUAUGGUUAAUUAUUUGUAAUUUACUUGAGGGUUUCAACUAUCAUUUGAUUGCGGUGUUCCUUAUCAUGAAGUACAAUAUCUUAUUUAAUCAUUUAAAAAGUUUCAAAAGUUUUCUACUUAUCGGUUAUGGAUUUUCAACAUAUUCCCAUCUACCCACGCUUGGAAUUGUGUUUGCUAAAACACAAUUUAUGGGAACAUAUUUUAUUGCUACACUUCCGCCAAUAUCGCAAUGGGUGCAUAUCUUGAUCCCAGAAAAUUGGGGAAAUCUUCUUAAAUUAAUAUUUGGAUCAUGUGUCUAUGUACCAGCAAUCACUUUAGUUAUAUUGAUGUUGGAAUAUCACCAAUAUAAGAUACAACUAGAAAACUGUCGCUUUUACGAAUACAAACCCACAAAGGAUAUUUAUGUGCUUCAAGAAAAAGAUAUGGUCAAACUGAUCAUUAACAAAGAAAUACGCGUUAUUUCAGUUGAACAAUAUAAAGUUCUUGCAAAAAAGCUUAAUUUGGGAAAAAUAAUGUAAUAGAAUAAAAAUGUAUUUUAUUGAGGUGGUUUCUUAUAUUUUAAA